Messenger RNA from Daphnia magna, 1600 nucleotides. RefSeq lists its product as uncharacterized. The coding region runs from base 382 to 1143 and encodes 253 amino acids. The transcript has 2 exons. NCBI's taxonomy places the organism in Eukaryota, Metazoa, Arthropoda, Branchiopoda, Diplostraca, Daphniidae. The record is from RefSeq and is a predicted model, not a curated record.
UGGGGUAAUGCGCAAAAAACAAUGCUUUUCAUUCCGAGUUAGAAUCACGAGGGAAAUAUUUGCGUAAACUGCGUGACAAUGCACCGAAUUUUUCCUUGAAAAUUAAGUGAGAUGGCCGUAAUCUAACCGGGGGACUCAAAGACCUUUUAGAUCGUUACCAGCAUCGCCGCAAGUACCGUAAGGGAAUGCUGACAAUUUAAAAAACCACGUGGGGCCGAUUGACUACAUUUCUUCGAAAUAUGAUCAUUGUCGUAACGUUUCGAUGCUUCACCCAUGGAAAUCCGUGUAUAGUUGUAAGGAUGCUACGUUUAAGAGAACAGUACCAAACAAGUGGGAAGAGAAGAAAGGUCUACCUUCCAAUUCAUUUUGUGCAAGAGGAUCAUGGAUGUUCGCAGUGUUUACAUUUUGCUGGUCUUUUUCUCAAUUCAAGUGUCCACUAUUUCUGCGAAAUGGAGACAACGAUGGAAUGUCAAAAGUUCUUUUCCAGCAUCCAUUGCCACUCAGCUAAUUCAGCGGAUUUCUUCGACCCAAAUGCCCUCAAAGCAUCUUACUAUCAGCUCGAGUCAACAACACAAUCCUUUCAAUUAUUCAUCACGUUCCAAGGCAAGUCUUGAUGUCAAAGACGGAAUGCCUGACGUUUCGAUUAACCGUCUCGUUGAUACGUCACGGUAUCGAAGUAGCACGAGAAAUAUAUUCAGUGACACUCACGCUAAUAAAAACGAAGAGUCCCAAGCUAAUCUACCUGGGAGGCCGGUCCACUCUAGACAUUCUUCUCACGUACUGCGAGCAAAACCUCAUCCGUGGUUUCCGCCAUUAUCGGCUGAUACCCUGGAAGAUGAUUCCUAUUUAAGGGCUUUAGAAUUGUCAAGACUUCCAUGUCAAAGAUUGGAAGACCCCACCGAUUGUUACGAUUUCAGCCAGUUGUUUCCUAGCAACCAACAACUCAUCGUCGGCCUGGAAUACGAUACUCAUUCUGAUGGUGAACGUUUGAAACAUAAUUCUUCAACUCCAGCGAGUGUUUUAGAUUUUUCUCUCUUUCAUUUACUUCAAUUCAAAGAAGAUCUUAUUUUGCAAAAGCCCUUUGUGUUAUUUUCCCCAAAUAAUAUUGAAUUUGCUGUACAGUAUAUCAGACCGAGUGCGUAAGCUUAUAUUAUUAUAGCAUAUACUUGUUCCAGAAGAGGACGUUUUGUUUAUUACGUAUCAUCCUGAUCGCUUCUAAAAUUUUGUUGUGUGUAUAUACAAGAAGAAUAACUAUAGUGUCAUAGGUAACUCUGUCUUAACUAUCAGUCGAAAUGAAUGAUCGUUUAAUUAGUUUAUACAGGUGAACUUGUAUUCAAAUUUAUAUGCAAAUUUCAAGUUCCAUAAUUGUAAUCGUAUGCGCCAUUAUUUUGUGUUUUAAAAUAGGUGGCAAGGGUAAAGGUGACGUGAAAAAGAACAGCAUUCUACACCUAUAGUUUACCGUUUCUCAUUACAACAAUUAUGAGCGUUGGCAAUUACAAAUAGCGGGAAAUUCCAAUUCAAAAAGAAUUGUUUCCUGUGUGCCCCAUGUGCGUACAUGUGUACGGCUUGUCUGAAAUACAAACGCAGUCGUAGAAGAUUA